Parnassius apollo (apollo) is the source of this 987-nucleotide messenger RNA. Lineage: Eukaryota; Metazoa; Arthropoda; Insecta; Lepidoptera; Papilionidae. The record is from the annotation of a GenBank genome assembly.
AUGGCAGCUACAAUGGUGGAGUCACCACCCCCACAGUUGAUCACCACUAUAGAAUGGAGUAUGAUGGAUAAAAAUAAAUUCUUCCCCCUCUACACAUUGAGCAGUUUUACAGUCCGCUGCGCACUCUACCCCUUGACCCUGGUGAAGACACAAAUACAAGUUCAGCGUAAGAAGGAGGCAUACAAAGGUGUCACAGACGCUAUCACAAAAAUCUACCGCAAUGAGGGAAUCUCUGGUCUCUAUCGAGGCUUCUGGUUGUCUAGUUUUCAAAUAAUCUCGGGAGUGUUCUAUAUAUCGACGUACGAAGGCGUGAGACAUGAACUGGGUAAAUACGACGUCAGUCCAAAAAUGAAGUCUUUCAUAGGCGGCGGUUGCGCGUCCCUGGUGGGCCAGACCGUGAUAGUGCCGUUCGACGUACUCAGCCAACACCUCAUGGUGCUAGGACUCGCUAAGGGAAGACCUGGUGCUAGUAAAAACCCUAAACUGAACCCGCUCGGUCUGGACCUUGAGCAAAGGUUUUCGAAGUCGGCGCUGGCAAGGGAGGUGGCGCUGAGGGUGUACAAGCUCCACGGACCACUCGGCUACUACAAAGGCUAUGCGGCUUCCCUGGCGGCGUACGUGCCAAACUCUGCUCUUUGGUGGGCUCUUUACACUGCUUACCAAGACGAACUUCUCAAGAUAAGCCCGUCGUGGGUAUCGCAUCUGUUCAUUCAGUGUGUCGCCGGCACCUUGGGCGGGUUCACCACCACAAUCCUGACGAAUCCCCUCGAUAUUGUGCGAGCGAGGCUGCAGGUGGAGGGUGUGGGUUCUAUGCGCCAGGUGUUCAAAGAACUCUGGAGGGAAGAAGGACUGUCGGGGUUGUACGCCAAGGGCCUGUCAGCUCGCCUGGCACAGUCAGCCUGCUUCUCUUUUUCCAUCAUCCUAGGAUACGAGACCAUCAAGAGAUUUAGCGUUAGUGACGAGUAUAGGACGCGAGUACGCUGGUGA